AUUAAUUAAUAAUUCAUAAAACAUUAUUUUUCUUAUUUUUAACAGGACUUGGCAGUAACAACGCCAGCGAUAGGAACACUAAAAUUAAACGACGAGUGCUCUCGAGACAAAAACUGUGAGAACAUCGAGAACAGCCGCUGUCAUUUAGGGUACUGUCGCUGUCAACCCUUCUACGCGGCUUACAAUGAAACCCGCUGUGUUGAGUCGACGAUGCUGGGCAAUGAUUGCUACGUUUCGGAACAGUGUUCAAUGAAAGUAGCAAACAGUACUUGUUUAGAUGGAGUUUGCCAAUGCGAUGAUGGAUAUUUACAAUAUAGACGGCAUACUUGUUUAACACCUGCAAAACCAGGACAAGUGUGCUACAGUCACGAGCACUGUCGUCUUUGGGACAGUGAUACGCAUUGCGAUUUUCUGAUUCCUGACUUAUUUGGCCGCUGUCAAUGCACAGCUCCAAUGAAACGUGACGGGGAAAUUUGCCGCCCUAACAACCUCGUUAUCCCACCAGUUAUUUCAUCGAAUAAUCCCACCAGCAACUUAAACAAUUUCUUCGACGAGACGACGCAAAUAGACCCAGACAGUACUUUUAGUCCGGGAAAUCAACCAGAAAACAAUAACGAUACCGGAGUACAAAUUUCAUGGUUGAAAAACGCGACACGUUUAUUAUCAACAUCGAUGACAACUCCGAGAUUGCCAACAAAUUUAGUAACACAUCCGAUGUUUCGUACACCACGACCUCAUCACGAAGAUACUAAUGAAUUGCCAGAAGACAACGACGCUGUGAUAAUUGACGCUGAUACGAUAACUGAAUUAAUUCAGACAACAACACCCUCAGCACCAACAAAAGCGGACCGUCAUGAAACGACGACAUUAACAGCAGUAAGUCUUGGACUUAGAUGUACAAACGAUCUGGAGUGUCGGAUGGCAGACACACACUCGCGGUGCAUAAACGGCGUGUGUGACUGUGCGAUUCGUGGAAACGGAAGCUUACCAUGCGGCGCAACAAGAACAGGAUGUCCAGUUGGUACAUUUCAGUGCCGUGGGUCUGGUACUUGCAUCAGUUGGUUCUUUGUCUGCGAUGGUAGGCCCGAUUGUGGUGACGGUUCUGACGAGGAAUGCGCCAGUGAUCAAUGUCCAAAUCAAGCGUUCGCUUGUAAGAAGAGCAAAGUAUGUAUUUCAAAGGCUGGACAGUGCGAUGGCAGGAUCGAUUGUCCUAAUGGAGAAGACGAGGAGGGCUGCAAAAAUCGACGACGAUGUCCGGAAGGAAGCUUUCGUUGCAAUAAUGGACAAUGUCUUCCUGCGUAUGAAUUUUGCAAUGCAGUAGUGUCAUGUCGAGACGGGAGUGACGAGCCACGUGGUGCCUGUCGCACUCGUUACCGUGGACGUCUUUCAGCAAGAAACUGUCCUUUUAGAUGUGCUAAUGGCCAGUGUAGGUCUGAUGCCAUUACUUGUAGUGGACGUGACGGAUGCGGUGAUAAUUCCGAUGAAAUUAAUUGCUCUGUUUGCAGAUGUCCAGCAGUCGCAUAA
Molecule: messenger RNA, 1524 nt
Organism: Cotesia congregata
Lineage: Eukaryota; Metazoa; Arthropoda; Insecta; Hymenoptera; Braconidae
Source: the annotation of a GenBank genome assembly